AUGAAUCCUCCAAGUUUCACUGGUUCGUACACCACUAAAGAUCCGGAGAAUUUCAUUGAGGAACUGAAGAAGGUGUUUGAUGUGAUUCAUAUCAUUGAUGAUGAAAGAGUCAAGCUAUCUGCACGUAAUAGAAAAAUGUGGCUAGGACUUGGUUUUAUCAGUGGAAGGAGAGCAGAGAUAAGGAUGCACCACAUCCGAGGUAGUGUGGCGCAAGGGGGUACUAAGCGUCCAGCCUGCCCCAAGUGUAGUAGAAGCUACUCCGGAGUUUUUUGUGAGGGCUCCAAUUGUUGUGUCAAGUACGAUCAGACAGGGCAUUUCAGGAGAGAGUGUCCAAAAAAUAAGCAAGGAAGUGGUAGAAUGGGCAAUAGAGACCAAUCUUCAUCAGCUGCUCCACUAGACAGGGUUGCACCUAGGGGAGUUAUUUCUGGUACUAGCAGAGGAACAAACCUCUUGUAUGCUCUUAACUAUCGCUAG
Messenger RNA from Solanum pennellii, 474 nucleotides. RefSeq lists its product as uncharacterized. NCBI's taxonomy places the organism in Eukaryota, Viridiplantae, Streptophyta, Magnoliopsida, Solanales, Solanaceae. Bases 1 to 474 code for a protein of 157 amino acids. The record is from RefSeq and is a predicted model, not a curated record. The transcript has 2 exons.